This is a messenger RNA of Spea bombifrons (plains spadefoot toad), 1615 nucleotides long. Its product is annotated as matrix metalloproteinase-18-like. The transcript has 10 exons. Bases 53 to 1495 code for a protein of 480 amino acids. The record is from RefSeq and is a predicted model, not a curated record. NCBI's taxonomy places the organism in Eukaryota, Metazoa, Chordata, Amphibia, Anura, Pelobatidae. Gene Ontology annotation, cellular component: extracellular matrix. Gene Ontology annotation, molecular function: zinc ion binding; metalloendopeptidase activity. Gene Ontology annotation, biological process: collagen catabolic process; extracellular matrix organization; proteolysis.
AGCGUGGAAGCCUUAAGACGCUUAACGAUACAAAGAAAGAAGUAGCUGAGACAUGAAGCAUUUACUACUUCUUUUACUGCUCUCAGUCACCUAUUGCUCUGCCUUCCCUGCAGUGUCCGAGUCCGACAGAGAAGAAGAUGAUGCCAAAUUUGCAGAGGAAUACUUGAAAAAAUACUACAAACUUGAAGGAACGCGUCAGUCAAGAAAGAAAAGCAGUAGUCCGUUCACUGAGAAAAUUCGCCAAAUGCAAGAAUUUUUCGGCUUGGAAGUGACUGGAAAGCUUGAUGCAGACACCAUGGAAACGAUGCAACAACCAAGAUGCGGUGUUACCGACGUCGGUGAAUUCAGCACCUUUCCUGGCCGCCCUGUGUGGCGGAAAAAAGACCUGACAUACAGAAUUUUAAAUUAUACUCCAGACAUGAGCAAAAAUGAUGUGGACAGUGCCAUCAGGAGAGCUUUUAAAGUUUGGAGUGAUGUGACGCCACUGACGUUCACCAGAAUCUAUGAUGGAGCUUCAGACAUUGAGAUCUCAUUUGCUGCACAAGUACAUAAUGAUUUCUAUCCAUUUGACGGGCCACAUGGUACAUUGGCACAUGCCUUUGCGCCUGGAAAUGCCAUUGGUGGAGAUGCGCACUUUGAUGAAGAUGAAACAUGGACACCUGGAAGCAAUGGUUACAACUUGUUCCUGGUGGCUGCUCAUGAAUUUGGUCAUUCACUUGGACUCUCCCAUUCGAAUAACCCUGAUGCUCUAAUGUACCCAACAUAUCAUUACACUGACCCUAGUGAAUAUCAGCUUCCUGAGGAUGAUGUCAAUGGGAUCCAAUCACUGUAUGGAAGGCCAAUUGUGCAGCCAACACAACCAGGAAAACCAACCACAACAACAACAGCAACAACAACUACUACUAAACCGUCGUCUGCCUGUCCAAAUGUUACCUUUGAUGCUGUGACAAUCCUGCGUGGAGACAUGAUAUUCUUCAAAGACCAACAUUUCUGGCGUAAAAUUCCUCAAUUUACCGAAGUCGAAUAUAAUCCAAUAAAGUCCUUCUGGCCUGGCCUUCCAAAUGGUAUUCAAGCUGCGUAUGAAUAUCCAGAAAGGGAUCAAGUUCUCCUCUUUAAAGGGACAAAAUACUGGGUUCUGAGCGGAUACGAAGUAUCAAAAGACUCUCCUAAAAGCAUCUACGAGCUAGGAUUUCCACGAAUCGUAAAGAAAGUUGACGCAGCUGUUUACAACGAUGAAACGGGAAAGACCUAUUUCUUUGUAGAUGAUAAAUACUGGAGCUAUGAUGAAGAAACACAGAGAAUGGACAAAGAUUUUCCUAAAAAAAUAAAUGAAGGCUUCCCUGGUAUUGGAAACAAAGUUAAUUCUGCUUUUAAGACAAACGGAUUUUUAUAUUUGUUUCAUGGAAAUCGUCAGUAUGAAUUCAGCACAUCCAAACGAAGAGUGACACGCAUUUUGAAGAACACUAGUUGGCUAAACUGUGAAAGCAAAAAAUAGUGACUACAGCCAUGCAUUUUAUAUGUUAAUUAUUUUUUUAUACGCGCACCUUGGCUACUAUGUAUUUAACUUAUAAUAAUUGUUUUGUGUAAUAUAUAAUAAAGAAUGCAAUUAUUCAUA